This is a messenger RNA of Notechis scutatus (mainland tiger snake), 1941 nucleotides long. The record is from RefSeq and is a predicted model, not a curated record. NCBI's taxonomy places the organism in Eukaryota, Metazoa, Chordata, Lepidosauria, Squamata, Elapidae.
GGCAAGGCCACAAUCGCAGCCCGAGGUUCUCGGCUCUCGUGAAUGGCUGCUCGGAUCGCUUCGGAACGGCUCUCAGCUGGGGCGAGGCAUGGAAGGGGCGCGCCUAUGGCUUGUGGUGGCAGCCGCGCUGGGAAUGGGGUCGAAGAGCACGGGUUUAACAUGUUUGGAACACCCACAAAACGUUACCACCAGUGUUAUUAAUGCAAAUAUUACGCUGAAAUGGGAUUGGGAUAAUCCUUGUGGGCUCAAUGUAACAUUUUCAGUACAAUACCUCAGUUCUUCCAGACGCUCUGAAAUCUGGGCAGCUAUUCCUCAAUGUCAGAAUAUAACUAUCACAGAAUGUGAUCUCUCCUCAACAAUUUCAGAUUAUUUGGAAUCUUAUAAAGUGGCUAUAAGAGUGAACACUCUGAAAAAUCACUCUCCUUAUGCCUUUUUAGAAUUUAUUCCUUACAUAGAAGCUCAAGUGGGUCCUCCAGAAGUGUGGUUUGAAUCAAUAUAUGGAGAUGUAAAAAUCAAUAUUUUACAUCCUGAGGCAGAUCAAAAAAAAAUGUGGACGCUAGACACGUUAAAAUAUCAGCUAACUAUCUGGAAAAAUGCAACCCAUUCUAAGUGGCAGAUGGCAUUUUUUUGGAUUGGACUACCUCGUCUUCAAAAUCUUCGAAUUGAUAGCUUGAAUAUGAAGCAUCUCUUACGUUGGGACAAUCUAUAUGAUGGAAAUGUGAGCCUCAUAGUACAGUUGCUUCAUGGUAACAAAGCCCGUCAUUCUUCAGAUAUUUCUAAGGACUGGGAAAAUGUAUCUAAAUGUGAAAAUAUUCAAACUAGAUUUUGUGAUCUCUCAUCUGUCAUUGGCUCCAAUGGAAUUUACUAUCUCCGUGUGCAAGCAGUACAUAGUCAUAAUAAGUCACCUUGGUCUAAAAUCUUACAAUUUGAUCCUAUAGAACAAACUAAAAUGGGCCCACCAAAUGUUUCAGUCAAUGCCAGUAAGGAUUCAAUUGAUGUUUUCAUCGCUUUUCCUGGAGAGUCAGAAAACAGCCCAAUGAGUAAUAUAUAUAAGCCGACUUACAACGUUUGGUACAGGACUUCAUCUAUCACGAAGGAACUCAGACAUAAACCAUCACAGUUUAUGAUCUCAAAUCUGCACUCCUCAACAUUAUAUUGCUUAAAAGUGCAAGCAUUUUCUGAAAUAUAUAAUAAAAGUAGUGCUUUUAGCAAUGAAACUUGCAUUAAAACAGCCAAAGGAGAAUCUUCAUCUUUCAUCCUCGGCAUUAUUUCUGCUGUUGUGUUUUUAAUAAUAUGCUUAUUUCCUUGUGCUUGGAGAUGUAUAAACUAUGCACGCUUCCCUAAAUGUAAAACUCCAGCGGUCAUAGAGAACUUUGGAGAAAAAGAUUUGAAGAGACUGUAUUUCCCAACUGCAGAAGAGCAAACAGACAAAUGUAUGGUCAUAAAUUCCAGUGUUGCUCUUCCAUGUAAAGUUAACCUGGAUGAUGUCAGAUUCGACAAAGAGUUGGAAGAGAUCAGUCAAGACUCAGGAAACUAUUUUAUUGAUGACAUUAUUUCUGGAGAUAAUGAAUCCCAUCAAUCCUCAGAACUAAUAACCAGUAUAACUGCAAGAUAAUGCAAGCUGGAAACAAGAUGAGGAAAGCAUCAUAAUGAGGAAAACUUGCUCAUUAUAGAAAUAAUAUGUAUUUCCAUUAGUCUAUAAAGAACAAAGACCUGUGCCUGAAAGUGGCCAUGAGCUGCCUCCACUGACACUGAUUUUGAGCUUUGUGGCCUGCUGCUGGAAGAACCGUUUACAUCAAGUGAAGGAACAAAUUUGUUUUCUCUUCUUAAAAUGUUAUAGGAAAAAAAUACUUUAUAUCAGGGGUUGCCAACCUUUUGGACCUCAGGAACCAAUUUUAGAUCCCAGGGAUCACUAACCGGUUCUGUGGGCAUGGCUUAAUU